This is a messenger RNA of Leopardus geoffroyi (Geoffroy's cat), 3198 nucleotides long. RefSeq names its product TLE family member 6, subcortical maternal complex member (gene TLE6). Gene Ontology annotation, cellular component: nucleus; transcription regulator complex. NCBI's taxonomy places the organism in Eukaryota, Metazoa, Chordata, Mammalia, Carnivora, Felidae. The coding region runs from base 1364 to 3022 and encodes 552 amino acids. The record is from RefSeq and is a predicted model, not a curated record. Gene Ontology annotation, molecular function: transcription corepressor activity; protein binding. The transcript is spliced from 12 exons. Gene Ontology annotation, biological process: negative regulation of canonical Wnt signaling pathway; regulation of DNA-templated transcription.
GGUCUGCACGGGGGCCCGGGCUCCCAGCACAGGGCUCUGUGCCCGAGCCGAAGCCUGUCUUCCACUCCUGCCUGUCCUUCCGCCACCUGGCCCCUCUCUCCUGGGUGCUGGCAGGACUUUCUGCCUGUGCCAGAUGUGACUGGCGGAAGGCCAGGUCCGUGUCUGCAACUUAGCAGGGCCUGGGGUGGGCAGUGCACAGAACAGGGAGAGACUGAUGGGGGGGUGGCGGGGGGGGGGGCAGGAAGCAACCAGAACACGGUUAUUCAUUCAACAGCUCCUUAUCCAUCACCUUCUUGCCAAGUGUGGUUGCAGGCGCCAGGGAAAUAGCAGAGAAGGACACAGACGAACCUGUGCCCUUGGGGUGAUGAGAGCUUGGUAAACAAGAGUGUCGGAUGGUGAAGGCUGGGGAUGGGACCGAGCCGCCCAGGGGGACAUGAGGGCAGGGGUGGGAGUGAGAAGGCCUGCUGGGAAGGUGACCAGAGAGGGAGUGCAGAUGUCCAGGAUGGGAGGAGCAGAAUGGGCAGAGGACACAGCCGGGACAAAGGUCCUGGGGCAAGACCAUGCCCGUGUAAGUGGCUGGAGCCUAGUGAUGAAGGGACGAGAGGAAGGGAGGGGAGGUGGUGCAGGGCUGUGGGGGUCUCGGGGAGGACUUGGCUUUUCCCACAGGGUGGUGCAAGCCUUGGAGGGCUGCAGGCAGGGAAGGGCAGACCUGACUUGGGCGCUCACGGGCGCCCUUUGGAGGAUGGACUGUGGGGGCAGGGCAGGAGAACGGGACCAUCUGGGUGGGGUGGUCACUUAAUGCUUUGCUGGUGAGAACUAAUCAGAUUGUGGAUUUGGGGGGAUCCCCACAGCACUUGCUGAGUAUAAGGGUGUAGGGGACAAGGCCCCCGAGAGUUGCUGUUCAAGCCAGGAGCCCCCCUCACACCCACUCAGGGGAAGAUCCCUAGAACCCUUGCUGGCCGCGUAGUCCCGCAGAGACUCCUCUGUCCUCUCCCCUCGGUCUCCCGCUCCCUGUUUUCCCAGCCUCCUUGCUGCACAUUUAAAAUCCCAAGCAGCAGGCUGGCCCAGCCAGCUCCUCUCCCCAGGGAGGGCCAGCUAGCAGGCAGGAGGGAGCCGCUCUUUCCAUGCUGAGUGCACUCAAGUGCCAGUAAAUUGCGGAUUAACGAGCCAGGGCGAGUUGGGGAAGGCUCCCCUGGGCGCGUGCUGCUGGGAGGCCCAGCUGGGGAACCCAUCACCGGCUGCCCCAGGAGGCAGCCCCAGCCCACGGCCACGAGAGGGGGUCCCGCUGCCCGCCCCCUCCCUCACCAUCCUGCCUGCCUGACCGGGCUCCAGAUGGAAGCAGGCAGAAAACUUCCUUCGGACCAUGGAGACCUGGAGUGGACCCCGGGGCUUCCAGCCGGGGGAGGAGCCCUCGAGCCAGGUCUCGGGUGGGCUGGCUGACCGGCACUCCUGGGGGCCCCCCAGCCCCGAGGCUGCCCCGCACCCGGUGCUCCCGACCCCGCCGCGCUCCAGUCUCCGGGGGCCGCCCUUCGAGGAUGUCGUGGCUGCGAAGUCCUCAGACUGGCUCACGCAGCGCUCGGGGGUGGACGACGCCCCAGCCCACCAGCUGGACACGCCGGCGUCCUGGGACUCGGAGCCCCAGCUCUGGCAGGACGUCCUGACCGAGCAGCUCUGGCAGAUCUUCGCCGGGACCCACGAUAAGGGGGAGCGGCUGCAGCACACACUGACAGAGCAGGCACCAGGCCUGGAGAGUCGGGACCUGGGACCGCGCUACUCAGGACCGGAACCACGUAUGGAAGACACUUUGGUUCUCAGCCCACCUGUGCCCUCCCUCAGCUCCCCUGAGGGCUCCCACGAAGGGAGCACAGAGCCAGGCACCGAGGCGGACGGGGUGCUCUCCCGAGUGGCCCAGGAGCCUGCUGGGAGAGCCCGCCCUUUUCUGAAGCCCAUAUGCUGGGACCCUGAGGACUUUGAGGACACGUGGAAGAGACCGGACGCCUUGCCCUGGCAAUCCAAGAAGCAGGCCAUCCCACACAGGAUGGAGAAGGUGCGGACGCUGGAACACGGGGAGCCCGUGCUGGCCGCGGCUGUCAGCAGCUUCGUGCGCCACGCCUUCACCUGUGGCAGGGGUGGUGUCAAAGUGUGGAGCCUGGCCAGCCAGGUGGUAGAGGACAGGUAUCCCGAGAGCCACCUGUGUGUACAGGUGAGGGAGGGGCUGGCUCUGGGGGCGGGGCCUGCGGGAGCCAGAGGAGCCGCGGAGCACGAGGACGGUCCCCUGCGUCUCUGCCCACCGCAGACCCGCCGGGCCUACCUGCGCACCUGCCUGCUGUCCUCGGACAGCACGACCCUGCUCGUGGGUGGCCACAACCUGGCCGGCGUGGGCGUGUGGGACCUGACCGCGCCCUCCCUGCACGUGAGCGGCGAGCUGCCCUGCGCGGGCCUCACCUGCCAGGCCCUGGCCUCCAAGCCUGAGGACAGCCUGGCCUUGGCUGGUUUCACGGAGGGCACAGUCAGGAUCUGGGACCUACGGGACCAGAGUGUCAUCAGGGACCUGCCGGGCCACCCGAAUGGGGCCAAGAGCAUUGCCGUCAAAGACCAGAACGUCUGGACAGGGGGUCUGGACACCUGUCUGCGGUGCUGGGACCUGAGGGCUGCCAGAGAGCCUCAGGAGUACCAGUUUGAGUCUCAGAUAAUGAGCCUGUCCCCUAGUCCCCAGGAGGACUGGGUGCUGGUGGGCACAGCCAAUGGCCAGCAGUGGCUGCAGCCCACCCGAGGGGGCCAGAAGCACAUGGUGGGGUGUAAGGACGGCACCAUCCUGGGUCUGAAGUUCUCCCCCCUCGGCCAGUGGUGGGUGAGCGUCGGGACGGACGACCUGGUUGGCGUCUAUAGCAUGCCCGCGGGGGCCGUGGAGCUCCAGGUACCUGAGACCUCCUCCAUCCUGUGCUGUGAUGUGUCCCCCAACAACCGCCUGAUCGUCACGGGGUCCAGGGACCACGCCUCUGUGUACCAGGUCACCUACUGAGGGGCUUGGUACCAGUUGUCCUGACUCGGGAUCCUUUUUUUUCUUUUUUUUGUCCUUUUCCCCCAGCAAGGUGGAGGCAUAAUGGUGGAGGGGUGUGGUGGGCGAGCCGGGUCUCCCCCGCAUUGCGCGAUCAGGCCGGCCAUCUUUGUCACAUGUAAUAAAGCAAUUGGAAAUAG